Messenger RNA from Monopterus albus (swamp eel), 2162 nucleotides. It is a transcript of the gene gpaa1, whose product is annotated as glycosylphosphatidylinositol anchor attachment 1. The transcript has 13 exons. Gene Ontology annotation, cellular component: GPI-anchor transamidase complex; membrane. NCBI's taxonomy places the organism in Eukaryota, Metazoa, Chordata, Actinopteri, Synbranchiformes, Synbranchidae. The coding region runs from base 162 to 2009 and encodes 615 amino acids. The record is from RefSeq and is a predicted model, not a curated record. Gene Ontology annotation, biological process: attachment of GPI anchor to protein.
UGCCGGCAGGAACACGGAAGUUAAAAACAUUUAGCAGCGGCUGCUGUGAACAAGCCCCACCUCUGCAGGUGGAUGUAACCGGCUUUGCACUGGAAUGAGUGUGUGCUGCCUUCAGGGUCCAGUGUUCCAGGCCUCAGGAUAGUGUUGAAGCGGACAACAACAUGGGACUACUGUCUGACCCAAACAGAAGACGGGCUUUGAUUAACCUACUCACCCGCCUCAAUGCUCCAAUUUGUGUGGUCUGCUAUAUGGCAGGCGUGGCCUGGUUCAUGGGAUUAGCUUUUGAGCCAUUCACUCUGCGGACAUACAUGUCAGAGAAUGCCAUGGGAUCUACCAUGGUGGAGGAGCAGUUUCCAGCAGGGGAGAGGGCGCUGGUCACAGGCAGGGAGUUUGCAGCUCAUAAGAAGAAAGCAGAUGGGAUGCCUGUGGAUUGGUUGGUGAAGACCAUGCAGGCCCAAGGGCUAGAAGUGUUCACCCAGAGCUUCUCUCGCACGUUGCCCUUUCCUGAUGAAAAUAAAGAGAGAUAUUUUGUAAAAGGCACAAAUGUAUAUGGGAUCCUUCGGGCCCCGAGAGCUCCACGAACUGAAGCCUUGGUGCUGAGUGCUCCCUGCAGCCCAGGCAGUAGCAAUAACCAGGCUGUGGGGCUGCUACUUGGCUUGGCACAGUACUUCAGGAGUCAAAUUUUCUGGGCCAAGGACAUCAUCUUCCUUGUGAACGAGCAUGAUCUGAUUGGUAUGCAGGCCUGGCUGGAGGGCUACCACCACACCAACACUACAGGUAUGGACUGGUCUCCACUGCAGGGCCGUGGUGGUUCAAUCCAGGCAGCUCUGUCCCUGGAGCUCAGCAGUGAUGUCAUCACCAGUUUGGACCUGGUGCUGGAAGGCCUCAAUGGCCAGUUACCCAACCUGGAUCUAGCCAAUCUGUUCUAUGCCUUCUGUCAGAAGAUAGGAGUCAUUUGCACCAUUCAGGGCAAGCUGCAGAGGAAUGACUGGGACAGUGUGUCAGGCUAUAGCCAUGCAGUCCAGACCAUGAUGCUGAUGGUAAUGAAGCAGGCCAGUGGGCGGCCUUGGGGGGACCACGGUCUAUUCCUGCGCUACCACAUUGAGGCUGCCUCCAUCAAAGGCAUCAACAGCUUCCGCCAGUAUAAAACUGAUGCUACCACAGUUGGCAGGCUUUUGGAAGGAAUGUUUCGUAAGCUGAACAACCUCCUGGAGCGCCUGCACCAGUCUUAUUUCUUCUACCUCAUGCCAUCACUCUCUCACUUUGUCUCCAUCGGAUACUACAUGCCAGCCUUUGGCCUGAUUGCCGUCAUCUUGCUGCUUCGUGCCUUAGACCUUUGGGUGCAACUUGUGACUCCACCGUCAAGAACAGAAGAUGGAAUUGUUGACACUGAACAGCAGGCCAGUCCAGGGGUGCUCUCUGUGCUGACACCUCUGGUGAUCAGUCAUCUGACCGGAGUAGCUCUGUACACGCUGCCAAUCCGUUUUCAAGAGAUGGCUGUUGAACACUUCCCCGUGUCUGAGACUGAGGCUGUGGUCCUGACAGCUAUCGCUAUUUACACGGCAGGACUUGCUUUGCCUCAUAACACGCACAGACUCCUGACGGGUGAGGGAACGGAGCAGGGCUGGAGGGUGCUUAAGCUGGCUGCAGUGCUGUACCUGGCUGUGCUGCUGGGCUGCACCGCCCUCAUCAAUUUCUCCCUGGGCUUUAUCCUGGCUCUCACUCUAGUGCCUGUGGCUGCCUUCAUCACACCCCAUGUGCCAAAGGUCCUGUCAGCCUUCAUCUUGGUCAUCCUCAGCCCAGCCUGCACGCUGCUCUUCUCUGUCUUUUUCUUCCAAGAGCUGCUGGAAAUGCCCGUUAACUUCCCAGAUGGUUGGUUGCUCUACUUGUCAGUCAUCUCGCAGGGCAUCCUGGACCACUCCCUGUAUGGCUCUCUGGUUUACCCACUCAUAGCACUGCUGGUCUAUCCAUGCUGGCUGCUUUUCUGGAACAUCCUCUUCUGGAAGUAGAUGCCAGUCAUCGAGGACCCCUGAAGGCUUUCAUGGGGAGAAAACACUUCUGAUGUGUUCUCAGGUUUGUCUGUACUGGAGAAAGGUGAGGAAUGACAGCAGUGAGACUGGUAAAGAGGAGCAAUAUCUGUAGUUGACUUGGAAAGAGGGCAA